UUGACCUGACCAUAUACUCUUAUUGACUGAUCAAUCAAGCUUAUUACCUGCCAAUGAUCCAUCUUCUUCUCCCUCUUCCUCUCCCUGGCCCUAUUGCGCCCACAGCACGCGGCCAUCGUCUCCGACUCUCUCCUCUCCAUUGGCAUGUCCCAGCUUUCCAAUACUAGGCGACCACUAGCUAAGCCGCAAGCCAUCAUCCAAGGUACUCCAAGGAAAGAGGGGAGACCAGCAGAGUGAGCUGGCUGCCUGCCUACAUGUCCCUCCUUCUCCUUCUCCUGUUCCUAUCGAUCCCCCAUGCAACCUUCUUCGCCGGCGCCGGCGCCGCCGCCGGCGGGGGAGGCGGGUGCGACCGUCGGCGCGGCGGCACGGUCGUCCCCUACCCCUUCGGCUUCUCCGGCGACUGCCCCAUCAUCCUGGCCUUCAACCAGACCGCCGGCGCGCCGCUCCUCCCGCGCGGCGCCGCGCCGCCGUACCCGAUACUGUCCUUCAACCCCAACUACUCCACCUUGGUCGUCUCCGUCGCGACCUCCUGCGGCCGCACCGUCGCCGAGACGAGGGCGUCGCUCAGCGGCGCCGGCUACGGCGUCUCUUCCCGCACGGGGAUCUUCCUCGUCGGCGGCGGCUGCGGCGCGCUGGCGGCCGCCUCCAGCUGCACCGUCCCGUCGGACCUCAUGGCGAAGCUGCUCAGCACGGCGGGGUGCGGCGGCGGCGGCGGCGGGCGGAACGCCACGGCCUGGACGUGCGUGACCCCGGCGCUGCCGGACCCGGGCAGCGCCGCGGCGGCGCGGGGCGAGGGCCAGUUCAUGCGGUGGGAGAAGGUGGAGGCCGCCGGGUGCCAGGACGUGCUGACGGCGGCGUUGUACGGGGACACGCCGCAGGGGGUGCCGUCGGUGGAGUUCGGCGUGGCGGAGCUUGGCUGGUGGCUCGACGGGAUGUGCAACAACGCCACCGCCGGCCGGUGCGCGGCGAACGCGACGUGCCGCGACGUCGUGACGCCGGACGGGGCGUGGGGGCACCGGUGCGCGUGCCGCGACGGGAUGGUCGGCGACGAGUUCGUCGCCGGCGAGGGGUGCACCGUCAGCCGCACCAGGAAAGUUGGAGGACCUAUAGUUGGAGGCGUUGUUGGUGGUGUUACUGCACUGCUACUGGGUAUCUUUUUGUACAUCAUGGUCUAUAGGCGAAGAAAGGCGAAGAAGGCUUCCCUUCUUCCAUCAUCCGAAGAUUCUACCCAACUUGCAUCCAUGGGUAAAGUUGCCUUGUCAAGCAGUCAAGCUGAUAGUGCCUCAGGAAUGCCAGGAAUUACUGUUGACAAAUCAGUAGAGUUCUCUUAUGAAGAACUUUUCAAUGCCACAGAAGGAUUUAGCAUGAGUCAUAAAAUUGGGCAAGGUGGUUUUGGUGUUGUCUAUUAUGCUGAGCUCAGAGGCAAGAAAACUGCCAUAAAGAAAAUGGAUAUGCAGGCUCGUCGUGAGUUCCUUGCUGAGUUAAAGGUUUUGACACAUGUUCAUCAUCUGAAUUUGGUGCGUUUGAUUGGUUAUUGCACUAAGAGUUCUUUGUUCCUUGUCUAUGAAUAUAUCGAGAAUGGAAACUUAAGCCAGCAUUUGCGUGGAACUGGUUAUCAACCUCUGUCUUGGGCUGCCAGGGUUCAAAUUGCCUUAGAUUCAGCAGGAUGUCUUGAGUACAUUCAUGAACAUACUGUCCCAGUAUAUAUACAUCGGGAUAUCAAGUCAGCAAACAUCUUGAUAGACAAGAACUACCGUGCAAAGGUUGCAGAUUUUGGUUUAACAAAACUUAUAGAAGUUGGCAAUACAUCACUGCCGCCCACACAUGGAAUUGUUGGUACAUUUGGUUACAUGCCUCCAGAAUAUGUUCAAUUUGGUGUUGUAUCUCCUAAGGUCGAUGUCUUUGCCUUUGGCGUUGUUCUUUAUGAACUUAUUUCGGCCAAAGAAGCUAUUGUUAGAUCAACUGAGUCUGCUAGUGAUGUGAAGGGGUUGGUUUAUCUGUUUGAAGAGGCUCUCAGCACACCGGAUCCGCAGGAAAGCCUCCAGAGACUGAUUGAUCCGGCUCUAGGCGAGGAUUACCCCAUCGACUCCAUUCUCAAGUUGACAAUGCUGGCAAGAGCGUGCACGCAGGAAGACCCCAAGACGAGGCCGACGAUGAGAUCCAUCAUCGUCGCGCUGAUGACGCUGUCAUCCACGAGCGAGUUCUGGGACAUGAACGCGAUCCAGGACCAGGAGAACCAAGGCCUGGUGAACCUCAUGUCCGGGAGAUGACUGCCCCUGCCCCCCUCUUGUAAUAUACUGUAUAGCCUGCCUGCCCCUGGUAAUUGUACAUUAGGGCUCGUUUGUGCCGUUCUACGCCCGUCAGAAAGGAGGACAGCAUGUUCAGCAGAGCACCACUGUAGGUAGUCACAUGUGAUUUCUUCUGUCGGUCUAGGUUUUUGUCUCGUGUUUGUUCCUCUCUCCCCUCCCUAUAAAUAUAGAAGAGUCACGGCCGAUAGAGGACAUCCAAUCGAUCAAACAAUUUAUCUUUUA
Molecule: messenger RNA, 2531 nt
Organism: Panicum virgatum (switchgrass)
Lineage: Eukaryota; Viridiplantae; Streptophyta; Magnoliopsida; Poales; Poaceae
Product: chitin elicitor receptor kinase 1-like
Exons: 9
Coding region: 255-2270 (671 amino acids)
Biological process (GO): innate immune response; protein phosphorylation
Molecular function (GO): transmembrane receptor protein kinase activity; ATP binding
Source: RefSeq, a predicted model, not a curated record